AUGGACAAAAAUCCUCACGGUGCUACGGGAGGGGACGACCAGGACGCGCCCUUCGAAGACCCGGAGGAUGCUGUGGGCUUUGGAGCUCGGAGGUUGCUGCAGAGGCUGCCAACGAAGACGUGCUGCACAGCAGGAAACCAGCGACCGGCGCAUGGAUUAAGACGAAGACCUGCACAAUAG
Ectocarpus siliculosus is the source of this 180-nucleotide messenger RNA. The record is from the annotation of a GenBank genome assembly. Lineage: Eukaryota; Phaeophyceae; Ectocarpales; Ectocarpaceae.